AUGGCUUGCCGAAAAACAGAAAACUUCCAAGAUUGGGUGUGUGAGCUUCUCCCUGAGGACGUGACUGACCUCCUACAAGACGGAGCGGAAAUUCUUGGGGAGGGAGCGCACGCAAUUGCUUACCUUGUCAAGUGGGGAAAUGAUGUAGCUGUUUUGAAAAAGGCAGUGUCACCAUCAGCCAAAAAAUUCUUCAAGGAUGAGGCUGCCAAGAUGUAUGCCCUCGAUGGUGCUGGGGGGAUUCCUAAGGUACUUGGGUACUGUCCAAAACCUCCAGCGAUCCUCCAGUCCUUCAGGGGUAAGCUCACACUCAACCACCUUCUCUCUGAAGAUAACCUGAUCUGCCAAUAUGACCUUAUACAACUGGGGCUCCUCCUUGGUGAGAAAAUCCUUGAGAUGAACAUGAAAGGUCUAGCACACAAUGACAUCAAGGAGGAUAACAUAAUGAUCCAAGGGCCCUCAUCCCGGCCAGAGGUCAGCCUCAUUGACCUCGGUCUGGCCUGUGAGAUCGGUAAGUCUUGUAAAGUCAGCGCUGAUUGCCUACACGAGGACUUCCCCUGGAUGGCUCCUGAAGUCUGCCGUGGGUUUAGGACCACCAAGAAUUCAGAUACAUAUUCUUUCGGGUUUGUCCUGAUGGAAUUGAUCAAGGAGGCCCCAGGGGACCAUCCAGAGGUCACAAAACUCGCCAAGAAGGCCAUGGCCAAGCGCCGCACUGACCGGCCAUCACUACCACACCUCCUCCGAGAAUUCCGAGAAAUCAUCAGUUGA
This is a messenger RNA of Homarus americanus (American lobster), 765 nucleotides long. RefSeq names its product probable inactive receptor kinase At1g48480. NCBI's taxonomy places the organism in Eukaryota, Metazoa, Arthropoda, Malacostraca, Decapoda, Nephropidae. The transcript has a single exon. Gene Ontology annotation, biological process: protein phosphorylation. Bases 1 to 765 code for a protein of 254 amino acids. The record is from RefSeq and is a predicted model, not a curated record. Gene Ontology annotation, molecular function: ATP binding; protein kinase activity.